UAUCAAAAGUGGACGACUUGACCAACGAUGGUUGUUGGCUUGGCGAUGGAGUCCGCCAGCCGCAUCCACUGAUCCCACUGCCUUCCUGCGCACCGCCAUGAAAUAGUACGUUCAUACCUAUUUUUCUUUCCCCCUUUUGCCUAUUUCCCUUCCUCUUCCAUCUGGGUCUUGUUUUUCUCCAUAGAUUCCCCUUUGAUCCUCUGUUUUCACUUCUGUUUCCGUCUAAAAUGAAGGCCAAAUUGGUUUUCACUGCUCCUCCUCCAAUUUCUACUACUCGUAUCCCCAAUCUCUCGAAACCCACUUGCGUUUUAGCCUCCCAUGGUGGAAAGAAUCGUGGGUUUUUGCCUCUCAAUCUGAAAUCGCUCCAUGGAACCGCCCUUCGUUCUGUUCAAGCCUCUGCCGCGUCCGUUGGAUCAUCUCCAAAAGAAAGGGUGGACAUCAGCGACAACUUGACCCUAGAGGCAAUAAGACGCUCAUUAAUCUCUCAGGAGGACAGCAUUAUCUUUAGUCUUUUAGAGAGAGCUCAGUACUGCUAUAAUGGAGAUACAUAUGACCCCAAUGCUUUCUCCAUGGAUGGCUUUAGUGGCUCUUUGGUGGAGUACUUGGUCAAGGAAACUGAAAGGCUCCAUGCUCAGGUGGGAAGAUACAAGAGUCCUGAUGAGCAUCCUUUCUUCCCCGACGACUUACCCGCUCCGUUGUUGCCUCCGCUUCAGUACCCACAGGUACUACAUCCUGUGGCGGAUUCCAUCAAUAUAAAUAGCAAAGUAUGGAGAAUGUACUUCAAUUCUCUGAUACCAAGAUUAGUCGAGGAAGGAGAUGAUGGCAAUUAUGGAUCAACUGCUGUCUGUGAUACGAUGUGCUUGCAGGCUCUAUCAAAGCGAAUUCAUUAUGGAAAAUUUGUGGCAGAAGCAAAGUUUCAAGAGUCACCAGAUGAAUAUGGGGCUGCAAUUAGGAAACAGGACAAGGAGAAGUUGAUGGACAUGCUAACGUUUCCGAGCGUCGAGGAGGCGAUCAAAAGGAGAGUGGAAAUGAAAGCGAAAACAUUUGGGCAAGAGGUUCCUGUAAACAUAGAGGAAAAACAUGGUGCCCCAGUUUACAAAAUUAAACCCAGUUUGGUUGCUCAACUUUAUGGAGAAUGGAUCAUGCCAUUAACAAAGGACGUUGAAGUUCAGUACUUACUCAGAAGAUUGGACUGAUUUGCAAUCAUUCUUCAUGGUCAAUGCUCAUAGUAAGUUCCCACUUGUUCCAAUACAAUAAUCAGGUUGAGUUACAACGGUAAUGUCGAUCGUGUACCUGUUGAAACCGUUACCCA
This is a messenger RNA of Cucurbita maxima (winter squash), 1312 nucleotides long. Its product is annotated as chorismate mutase 1, chloroplastic-like. Gene Ontology annotation, biological process: chorismate metabolic process; aromatic amino acid biosynthetic process. NCBI's taxonomy places the organism in Eukaryota, Viridiplantae, Streptophyta, Magnoliopsida, Cucurbitales, Cucurbitaceae. Gene Ontology annotation, cellular component: cytoplasm. The coding region runs from base 228 to 1196 and encodes 322 amino acids. Gene Ontology annotation, molecular function: chorismate mutase activity. The transcript has 6 exons. The record is from RefSeq and is a predicted model, not a curated record.